CGAUCUGGAUGUCCCAUUAUUCCUACCAAAAACCGGCGUGAAAUCCCGUUAUCGAUAAAAACGAUUCGAGGGGAGGUGGCCCGUGCAUCGAAAUUUUCCACGUCCAACUUUCAAGCGAAAGUGCGAAUCUGCAGUUGUCGAUUCCCCCCCAAGUCUUUGAUAUAUCCACUUCGUUAAUCGGAACCGCAGCCGUAACGGAAGCCGUAACGAUGAAGACCACUUGGAAGGAUAUCGCUCCCGUCCCGAGCUCUUCGGAGUUCAUCGACAUUGUCUUAAGCCGCACCCAGCGACGCCUCCCCACCCUCAUCCGUCCGGGUUUCAAGAUCAGUAGAAUUCGAGCGUUCUAUACGAGAAAAGUCAAGUACACGGCGGAGACGUUCUCAGAGAAACUCGCUGCAGUCAUUGAAGGCUUCCCAAGACUGGCAGACAUUCAUCCGUUCCAUCGCGACUUGAUUAACACCCUCUAUGAUUCCGACCAUCUCAAAAUCUCCCUUGGCCAACUGUCCACUGCCAAGCACCUUAUCGAAACCGUGGCGCGAGACUACGUCCGCCUGCUGAAAUAUGCGCAAUCGCUCUACCAAUGCAAGCAGCUCAAGCGAGCCGCGCUGGGCCGCAUGGCCACUAUCUGCAAGCGCCUGAAAGAUGCGCUGGGCUAUUUGGAGCAGGUCCGACAGCAUCUGGGCCGUCUGCCGGCCAUCGACCCGAACACGAGAACGCUGCUGAUCUGCGGCUACCCGAACGUGGGCAAAUCGAGCUUCCUCCGGAACAUUUCGCGCGCGGAUGUCGAUGUCCAGCCGUACGCGUUCACAACGAAGAGUCUCUACGUGGGGCAUUUCGACUACAAGAUGCUUCGAUUCCAAGCGAUUGAUACCCCCGGAAUCUUGGAUCAUCCCGUGGAGGAGAUGAACGCGAUUGAAAUGCAGUCGAUCACCGCCAUUGCCCAUCUUCGAUCGGCCAUCCUCUACUUCAUGGACUUGUCCGAAGAGUGCGGUUUCUCCGUCUCCGCGCAAAUGCAACUCUUCCACAACGUCAAGACUCUCUUCUCCAACAAGCUGGUCUUCAUCGUCAUCAACAAGAUCGACAUCAAACGACCCGAGGAUUUGGACGACGAGACACAGGCCCAACUUCAGUCGAUGCUGAAGCCUGGCGAGGUGGAACUGCUGCAGCUAUCGUGCACAACAACCGAGGGCUUGAUGCAAGUUCGCAAUGCGGCCUGCGAUCGCCUGCUCGCGGAGCGGAACGCCGAGCGAUUAAAGUCCGGCCUCAACACCUCCGGCGAAGUCAGCGGCCGAUUGGGCGAGCUUCUCAAGCGCAUCCACGUUGCCCAGCCGCUGGGCGGCGUCACGCGCGAAGCCUUUAUCCCCGAAGGCGCGAAGAACCGGAUGAAGUACGAGCUGGACGACCCCAACCGGCCCAAACUCGAACGCGACCUCGAAGAGGAACAGGGUGGGCCCGGCGUCUACAACAUCAACCUCAAAAAGAACUGGCUCCUCGACAACCCCGACUGGAAAGACGACAAGAUGCCCGAGGUCUUCGAAGGCCGCAACGUCUACGACUUCGUCGACCCGGAAAUCGAAGCCAAGCUCGCCGCUCUCGAAGAGGAAGAGGACCGCCUCGAAUCCAGCGGCUACUACGACAACGAGCUCGAAGUCGACGAUGAUGACCUCGAGGUCGCCACCAUCCGCCACAAAGCCGACCUCAUCCGCGAGAAGCGCAUCCUCAUCCGCAACGAGUCCCGCCUCCGCAAAUCCCUCAAAAAUCGCCCCGUCAUCCCCCGCUCCGUCGCCCGCCCCAAGAAAAUCUCUGAUCUCGCCUCCACCCUGGAGUCCCUCGGCUUCGACCCCGCCGCCUCCACCGACCGCGCCCGCUCCCAGUCGCGCGGCCGCCCGGUCUCCCGCGCGCCCGACGUCGACGAGGACGCCAUGGACGUCGAUAAGCCGCCCAUGUCGGCGCUCGAGCGCGCGCGCAGCCGCGUACGCACCGCGAGCACGAAUCGCCGCGAGGACGGCGUCACGAACCAGACGGCGCGCACGAAGGCGGAGCGGAUGGCGAAGUUGGGGCAGAAGAACAUGAAUCGGAUGGCGAGGCAGGGCGAGGCGGAUCGGCACACGACGGCAAUGCUGUCGAAGCAUUUGCUCGCUGGAAAGCGCGGCAUUGGGAAGACCCGGUCGCGAUAA
Eremomyces bilateralis CBS 781.70 is the source of this 2177-nucleotide messenger RNA. Its product is annotated as P-loop containing nucleoside triphosphate hydrolase protein. Gene Ontology annotation, molecular function: GTP binding; GTPase activity; RNA binding. Gene Ontology annotation, cellular component: nucleolus. The record is from RefSeq and is a predicted model, not a curated record. The coding region runs from base 210 to 2177 and encodes 655 amino acids. NCBI's taxonomy places the organism in Eukaryota, Fungi, Ascomycota, Dothideomycetes, Eremomycetales, Eremomycetaceae. Gene Ontology annotation, biological process: ribosomal large subunit biogenesis. The transcript is spliced from 4 exons.